Messenger RNA from Brachypodium distachyon (stiff brome), 1848 nucleotides. Its product is annotated as serine/threonine-protein kinase RIPK. The record is from RefSeq and is a predicted model, not a curated record. Gene Ontology annotation, molecular function: protein kinase activity; ATP binding. Gene Ontology annotation, biological process: protein phosphorylation. Lineage: Eukaryota; Viridiplantae; Streptophyta; Magnoliopsida; Poales; Poaceae.
ACCCACUCGAAAAAGGAAGGAAGCCGCACACGAAGCAAAGCUCCCAUCCAUUCCAAUUUCCAAAGUUCCAAAACCAAAAGAGAGCCACCCGCCCCCAUAUAACCCAUAUAAACCCCAUCUUGCUCUCGCAGAACAUUCCAUUCCCUCCCCCAACAAAGCUCUUGACUUUCUCGGGACAGAGGCACAGAGCAGGAGCAGAAGCGGAAGCGGAAGGGGAAGCAGAGCAGGCAUGGGGUUCAGGCGGGGCCUGCUGGGGUGCCUGGGGUGCGGCGGCGACGACUACUACGAGGAUCCGGAGGAGCAGAGCCCGGCGGCGGCGGCCGCCGCGGCAGGGGGGCCCGGGCGGCGGCGGCGCGCGGUGAUGAACCUCCGGUCGCUGUCGCUGGAGGACCUGUCGCGGACGCUGGCGACGACGAGCCUGCACGCCUUCACCCUGGACGAGCUCAAGGCCGCGACGCGCAACUUCUCCGCCUCCAACUUCCUCGGCGAGGGCGGCUUCGGCCCCGUCUACAAGGGCUCCCUCGACGCCGCCCUCCGCCCCGGCCUCGCCCCGCAGCAGGUCGCCGUCAAGUACCUCGACCUCGACAGCGACGGCGUCCAGGGCCAUCGCGAGUGGCUGGCGGAGGUGGUGUACCUGGGGAUGCUGAGCCAUCCGCACCUGGUGAAGCUGGUGGGCUUCUGCAACCAGGACGACCAACGGAUGCUCGUGUACGAGUACAUGCCCAGGGGCAGCCUCGAGAACCACCUCUUCAAGAACCUGCUUGCGUCCUUGCCAUGGUCGACGCGGCUCAAGAUCGCCGUCGGCGCCGCCAAGGGGCUGGCGUUCCUGCACGAAGCCCAGACGCCGGUGAUCUACCGCGACUUCAAGGCCUCCAACAUUCUGCUCGACUCGGACUACACGGCGAAGCUGUCAGACUUCGGCCUGGCCAAGGAAGGUCCCAAGGGCGACGCCACGCACGUGACGACCCGUGUCAUGGGCACGCACGGCUACGCGGCGCCGGAGUACAUCCUGACGGGCCACCUGACGGCCAAGAGCGACGUGUACAGCUUCGGCGUGGUGCUCCUGGAGCUGCUCACGGGCCGGCGCUCCGUCGACAAGCGCCGGCGAGGGCGCGAGCAGAACCUCGUGGACUGGGCGCGCCCGUACCUGCGGCGCGCCGACGACAGGAUGCUGGACCGCAUCAUGGACCCGAGCAUGGAGUCCCAGUUCUCGGCGCGCGCCGCCCGGAGCGCGGCCGCCGUGGCGCACGCGUGCCUGCAGAGCGUGCCCAAGGCGCGCCCGCGGAUGCGCGACGUCGUGGAGGCACUCGAGCCGCUGCUGGCCCUCGACGAUGACGUGCCCAUGGGCCCCUUCGUGUUCACGGUCGGCGCCGGCGCUGCUGCGACCGAGGCGGCGGCGGUGGUGGCGGCUAACGUGCCCGCCGGGGACGUCGAGGAGCCGGCAGCGCCGCAGGGCAAGUGGCAUGUCAAGUCGGCCGUGCACGCGGAGAACCCGCUGCGCAAGGGCGACCGCUGGGUGAAGAACGCCGUGAAGCGGCCCGAGAGCCCCCCAGGCGUGAUCUGAGGAGUAAAGAGCCAUGGAAAUUACUACUACACGGCAUGUGUAUAUAGUGAAAAUUUGUUCUUUGAUUCUUUUUUUUAGCUUCUUGGUGAUGUUAUUAAUUCCCUUGCCCCAAGAAUUUGUAGGCUGGAGAGAUUUUGUCUUCCGUUUUUGUUGGUAUAUACUGCCAAGAUUAGUUCGGCAGAUGCCGUACCUGCAUAUUGUGAAAAGCUCGACGCAAUCAUACAUGGCAAAAUGUGCAUGUCAACUUCCAAUUGAAUAGUUUUGCAAAUGCAUCAAAUUUGCUU